Molecule: messenger RNA, 4142 nt
Organism: Chaetomium fimeti
Lineage: Eukaryota; Fungi; Ascomycota; Sordariomycetes; Sordariales; Chaetomiaceae
Product: clustered mitochondria-domain-containing protein
Exons: 3
Coding region: 211-4110 (1299 amino acids)
Biological process (GO): intracellular distribution of mitochondria
Cellular component (GO): cytoplasm
Molecular function (GO): protein binding; mRNA binding
Source: RefSeq, a predicted model, not a curated record
UGCUUAACGCACUUCUUUUUUUUUGCUUCCGAGAGCAGGUCUGCACGGUUGGCUGGCCCUCGACCUGUAAAUACUCUUUGUUAAUCCCCCCGCCAUUGUUCACAAAAUACCACAAUAUCACCCCGGAAAUUAGAGUACAAGAUGGCCGAUACACCGUCCAACAACACCGCCGCUCCGACUAGUACGUGCAUAUAUAUAUGACUACCUCCCAUGGACCCCUCCCUUCUUUAUCCAGCCGCCCACAAACUGCCGUUCCGGACUAACCCAACCUCUCUGCCCACAGACAACCCGGAAUCUGAAUCUCCUGCGGUGCAGGACACACCCGCCGAGGACCCGGUAGAAACACAGCCGACCGAAGAGGAUGUCGAGCAGCCUGAUGAUUCCCCCUUCCUCGUGAAGAUCGUCCUGCCCCACGAUGCCCAACCGUUGGAGCUUCCCGUGUCCCCGCUAGAGCAAAUCCACGAGAUUCGGCAGUCCGUUAUCGAGCACCCGGUCGCCGUGCAAUACUCGUGUUUCCACCUCGAACACAAUGGGCAGCGUAUCAAUGACUUUGUUCAGGUCUCGGACGUUGAGGGUCUCGCCGCCGACUCCGAGCUGCAUGUCGUUGAGGAUCCAUACACUGAGAAAGAGGCGAGGAUUCAUUUUAUUCGGAUUAGAGAACUGAUCGGCGCCGCUGGAGACCGCACCGACACUUCCCAGGGCAUCCUCGCGGGCACUUCGAUCCAUGAUGAUGUCGUGGCUGCCGCUGCCGAGGAGGCCGAGAAGGAGGUCCAGCCCUAUGAUUUUACGGCGACGCCCGAGCUCUCCGUUCUUCUUCCCAAAGAGACGCCGCCUGCGCCUAAAACCGUCAAGUUGAUCACACUGUCGUCGUGGAACCCGCCCCCGGCCCAAUGGAGGCAGAGAGGUCACCUACUCUACCUCGCUAUCACCACGAACGAGGGCGAGCAACACCAUGUGACCGGGCACGCCGGGGGGUUCUUCAUCAACAAUUCGAACAAGGACAGGUUCAACCCGACACCCCGAACUGAUGCCAAGGGCGCCUCGGCUCACUCCCUCUUUACUCUGCUCGACAAAAUUUCGACCUCGUUUUCUAAGGCGUUUGCCGACUUCCAGCAGUCCGCAAACACCAAGGAACCGUUAGCGACAUUCCAAAUCGGCAACACCGUCCCCUCAGCCCCCUGGAUUGUGCCAUCGGCCACCUCGCCGCUGUGCGCUCACAUCUCCGAUCCGACAAGGCCCCAGGAAACGUUCCUACUGGGCGGCGCCGAGAACACGGAUUCGCUGAGGGACUGGAAUGAGGAGUUCCAAUCCGCAAAGGAGCUCCCCAGGGACUCGAUCCAGGACCGCGUUUUCCGGGAACGUCUGCUCGCCAAGCUCUAUGCCGACUACAACGAUGCUGCUGCUCGCGGUGCGGUGCUGGUUGCCCGCGGCGAGGUUGCUCCUCUCAACCCAACCGAAGGCCGGGAUGCCCAGAUCUUCGUCUAUAACAACGUUUUCUUCUCCUUUGGCGCUGAUGGUGUCGGCACCUUCACUAGCGAGGGCGGUGACGAGGCUGCGCGCGUUGCUACCGGAAAGGACGUCCACGGUGUCAAGCUCGUGAAUCAGCUCGAUAUCGAUGGCCUGUACACUCCCGGAACGGUCGUUGUUGACUACAUGGGCAAGCGUAUUGUCGGGCAGAGCAUCGUCCCGGGCAUUUUCAAGCAGCCUGAGCCUGGUGAGAACCAGAUUCACUACGGCGCUGUCGAUGGCAAGGACAUCGUUGCUGCUGACGAGAGCUUUGCGCCUUCCUUCGAGAAGCUCGCACAGGCUCUGCGCGUCAAGAAGCACGCCGUGUGGGACAAGGACGACAAACGGUUCGACCUGGAGGCCAGCGUCGAGAUGAAGGGCCUUCUUGGCACCGACGGUCGCAAGUACGUCUUGGAUUUGUACCGCAUCACGCCGCUGGACAUCGCCUGGAUGGAGGAGAACAGCCCCGCGGGUGCUGAGUACCCCCACCGUAUGACCGUCUUGCGCCCUGAGCUGGUUGAGGCAUUGGGUAAGCAAAAGGCUCGCGACUUUGUCAACGCCGAGUUGCAAAAGCGUGGGGCUUUGAAGAAGCAGGAGGCGGUCGAGGAGACCAAGGAGGAGAAGCCGGAAGAGGAGAAUGCCGAGGAAGCCGAGAAGAAGAGCGAGGAGGCCAAGGCGGAGGGCGAGGAGGUUGAAGCAAGCGAGGAGAAGGACGAGGAAAAGAAGGAUGAGGAAAAGACGGAAAACGAGCGGAUCGACAUGUCGAACUUCAAGUUCGCCUUGAACCCCGACGUUUUCAGCGGCCAGAACCCGCAGACCGACGAGGAAAAGGAAGAGAUGACGAAAGACGAGCAAGAGGUUCGCGAUGCCUGCACCUACCUCCGCGACACCGUCAUCCCCGCUCUUAUUCGGGACCUCAACGAGUCCGAUAUCAGCUUCCCGAUGGACGGCCGCUCGCUGACCUCGCUGAUGCACCGCCGCGGUAUCAACCUGCGGUACCUUGGUAAGCUGGCGUCGCUGAGCGAAAACACUCGGCUGGAGUGCUUCCGUGAAGUCUGUGUCCGCGAGAUGAUCGCGAGAUCGUUCAAGCAUGUGGCUUCCAAGUAUCUUAAGACGCUACCCCUCCCGCUUACUUCGUCCUGCUUCUCGCACCUCUUCAACUGCCUGCUAGGCACAGAGCUGAACGCCAAGCCGGUCGCCGACAUUGACGAGUCUUACCGUUCACUCUUUGAUGAGGCCGAUCUCGCAUUCGAGAAGGUCACGCCCGAGGGUCUGAGGGAAGAAGUCCAGAGCGAGGCUACUCGCAGGUUCCGCUUUGUCCUGCCGGAUAACUGGUGGAGCCAGGUCAGGCAUCUGCAGCUCCUCCGUGAGAUCUCCCUGAAGCUCGGGCUCCAGAUCCAGAUCAAGAAGUUCCGCUUCAGUCAGUCGGCCGAGCCUGAGCCUGCGCCGCAGACCAACGGCCAGCCCCAGGCCGAGCCGGCCACGAAGAAGAAGGGCAAGAAGAAGUCCCGCGAUGGGUCGCCGUCCACCGCGCCGUCGCCUGUUGUUGCGCCGCACACAUUCACCCCUAAUGACUUUGUCAACAUCGUGCCCAUCAUCAAGGACUCGUGCCCGCGCAGCGCGCUAGCCGAGGAGGCUCUUGAGGCUGGCCGCCUGUCGAUCUACCAGAACCAGCGGAAGCUCGGCGAGGACCUCCUCCUCGAGUCGCUGUCUCUGCACGAGCAGAUCUAUGGUCUCGUUCACCCCGAGGUUGCCCAAAUGUACCACACGCUCUCUCAGCUAUACUUCCAGCUCGACCAGAAGGACGCUGCCGUGGAGCUAGCCAAGAAGGCCGCCAUCGUCGCCGAGCGGACAGUCGGCCUCGACUCGGCCGAGACGGUGCUCAACUACCUCAACCUGAGCCUUUUCCUCCACCAGCGCGGCGACAGCAAGCUCGCGCUGGGCUACGCCAAACACGCGCUCGACAUCUGGAAGGUCAUCUACGGCCCGGACCACCCGGACACCAUCACCACCAUCAACAACUACGCCGUCAUGCUGCAGAGCCUCAAGGCGUACCACGAGUCCCGCCGCUGGUUCGAGGAGUCCCUCCGGGUCUGCGAGAAGGUCUUUGGCCGCCAAUCCAUCAACUCGGCCACGCUCCUCUUCCAGCUCGCGCAGGCCCUCGCCCUCGACCAGGACUCCAAGGCCGCCGUGGACCGCAUGCGCGAGAGUUACAACAUCUUCCGCGCCUCGCUCGGGCCCGACGACAAGAACACCAAGGAGGCCGAGCACUGGCUCGAGCAGCUCACCCACAACGCCGUCUCCAUCGCCAAGCAGGCCAAGGACCUGCAGGCGCGCCGCGCCCGCGCCGGGUACCGGUUCGCCUCGCGCGGCGUCAGCGUCGGCACCGGCGCCACCGGCGCCACCGGCGCGGCCGCCACCGAGUUCGCCGGCAAGCCGACCCCGCCCCCGUCCAUGGACGGCCGCACCAUCGACGAGCUCGUGCGCUACAUCGAGGGCACCGACAAGAAGAAGUCGGGCGGCGCGGGCGGUGCCGGCGGCAAGAAGCGUGCCGGCCGUGGUAACCCGAAGAGGCGAGGUGGUGCGGCUGGUGGGAGCGCUUGAGCGGGCGACAUCGUCUAAGGUUGCGCGGUGAU